Harpegnathos saltator (Jerdon's jumping ant) is the source of this 2278-nucleotide messenger RNA. RefSeq names its product Kynurenine 3-monooxygenase cn (gene cn). Gene Ontology annotation, molecular function: kynurenine 3-monooxygenase activity; FAD binding. The record is from RefSeq and is a predicted model, not a curated record. Lineage: Eukaryota; Metazoa; Arthropoda; Insecta; Hymenoptera; Formicidae. Gene Ontology annotation, biological process: quinolinate biosynthetic process; L-tryptophan catabolic process. The transcript is spliced from 11 exons. Gene Ontology annotation, cellular component: mitochondrial outer membrane. The coding region runs from base 46 to 1410 and encodes 454 amino acids.
GCGGGUGCAGUUGGUCGACAGUCCUCGGUACGCAACGGUGUGGACAUGGCAGAGGUGGAGAAGAAGGCGAGCGUGGCCAUCGUCGGGGGUGGUUUGGUUGGAGCGUUGGCUGCAUGUUUCUUCGCUAAGAGAGGUCAUCGUGUAGCCGUCUAUGAAUAUCGGUCAGACAUACGAAUAGACGUCAUGCAGGGUCAGAGCAUUAAUUUGGCGCUAUCGUUGCGCGGCCGAGAAACUUUGAGGGCGGUCGGUCUCGAGGAUGCUCUGGUGAAGAAUCACGGUAUGAUCAUGCGCGGCAGAAUGGUUCACAAUAAGGAUGGUAGUUUGAAAGAGUUGCUUUACGACAAUGUCAAGGGAAACUCCAUUUAUUCCGUUAACAGGCGACAUUUAAAUAUAAUUCUGCUAAAUGCCGCGGAAAAGUAUCCAAUGGUGCAAUUGAAUUUCAAUAAAAAGCUCGUAGAUGCCGAUCUGAUGAAGGGAACGAUGAAAUUUGUCAGUACAGAAACGGGCUUGACAGAAGACGCGGAAGCUGACCUGAUAAUCGGCGCCGACGGCGCGUACUCGACGGUGCGAAGGAUCAUGGCCAGGAGACAAUACUUCAACUACGCCCAGACGUACAUCAAGCACAAAUACGUGGAAUUGACGGUGCCGGCUGGAGACAAUAAGGAGACUGAUUUGCUCCGAAAGUUCCAAAUGAGCGGCAGAAAUCUGCACAUUUGGCCGCGCGGCGAGUUCAUGAUGACCGCGUUGCCGAACGAGGACCGCUCGUUCACCGGCAAUCUGUUCGCACCGUUCGACAUAUUCGACAAGCUGAAGACUCCCGAGGCGGUGUUGAGUUUCUACGCCGAGCAGUUCCCCGAUCUUCUGCGACUGAUGGGUGAGCCGAAGUUGCUAAAAGAUUUUUUCCUCUCGGAACCGAAGCCGCUGAUAUCAAUUCAGUGCGAGCCUUUCCACGUUGGGAAGACUGCUCUCCUGGUCGGCGAUGCUGCUCACGCAAUGGUUCCCUUUUACGCUCAAGGGAUGAAUACUGGUUUCGAGGAUAUUCUGGUACUCGAUGAAUUAAUGGACCGUUACGAUUCGGACCUUGCUGAGGUUCUGCCGAAAUUUUCGCAAUUGCGCUGCGAUGACGCUCAUGCGAUAUGCGACCUGGCGAUGUAUAAUUAUAUCGAGAUGAGGGACUUAUUGACGACAAAAAGUUAUCUCUUCCGAAAGUUUAUAGAUCGUAUUUUGUACACGUUCUUCCCGAAAUUCUGGAUACCGCUUUAUAUAUCUGUGCAGUUCACCCGCAUGGGUUUCCGCGACUGUAUGAUCAACAAAGAAUGGCAGGACAAGGUGUUGAGAAUGACUCUUUGGUUCCUCGAAUUCUUAUCCGUAUUCGUUAUUUUAACUGUCUCUUUCUUUUUUUUCGACUAAUUUUCUUCUGUUAAUGUGUUGAUUUGUCAAGUACGAUUAAGAAUAACUUGAUAAUGGAAAUGAUAAGAGUAAUACGAAAGAGAGAGAUUUAAUUAAAAUAAUAGUGGACUUAUGUAUAUCUCCUUGGAAAUCUUUUUUUACAGCAAGUUCUUCUCACAGCUAUAAUUAUCUUAUAUGAGUUCGUAUGUGAUGUUUAAUUAACAACUUUUUUUAACAAUUAUACAAGAUUGGCUAACGCAUGUGUCGUGUAUACUAUUUACACAUUAUUUAUUUUAUAUAUACAUUUACACGUUUACCUUAUCCCUGACCUUAUCUCCAGCAGUAAUCGUUAAUAUCACCUUUUACAUUUUGUACCCACUUGGACAUAAACUAGAUUUUACAUUUAUUUUCAAUGUCUAAAAUAUGCAUAUAUCUUAUAAAAUAUGUCAUAAAUAUGCAAAAAAAUGUUAGUUUCAUCAUUGAGAAAGAAUAUUAACAUUAAUAACAAAACAUUAAAAACAAAACAUUGCAACCCAUUGGAGGAAUGUAGCAAGGACUUGCUACGAGUAAAAUGUAGCAAAUAAUAUGUCACAUGUGUGAUCAGUAACCAUAUAGUAAUAUGGAUAUAUAAUAUUUCCAUAUUCAAGUGUAAUAAGUAUGGAUAACAACACAAUCAUAAAAAUUCAACAAGUUCUCGCGAUUAUUUCUCUUGAUAUUAAGUUUUCAUUUAAUAUCAAGGAGGAAAUCUCCAUAAAUCGAGAAUGAACGAUAUGUGCGAUAAUGUGUGUUAGAAUUACUAUGAAAUGCAUAAAGUCCCCUUACCUAAAUCUACCUUAGUUCGUAAAAGACCGACAAGUUUGAUAUCUGAGACUUUCGCGGAGUAGAGAAU